GGACAAUCCCUUGAUGCAAACCUCCGAGUCAAAACCACCAUAGUUUGCUUCAAAUAUCGAAGAUUCUGAUUUUUAGAGGCCAGCUUUUGGGAAAGGGCACUGCACUGCAUGCUGCUACUGUUCUGGAAAGAGUAAAGAAGAUUAUGAGGGAGAGUUUGUCCCUCUUCAGACUUUCGGGACUGAGGGUGUACCUGGUUUGAUAUUCCAAAGAGUAAAUGGAUAUUGUCGGUCACUAUGCCAUAGUCUCGAUCUGUUAUAAGCGAAAAGCCUCCCCGAAUCAAGAGCUUCACAUCGAACAUGAAAGAAAUCCAAGAUCUGGAUGGACCAUGGCCAGAUUAUUGAUGGUUCUGCGCCUGAUGCUCUCCUUAGCGUGUCUUCACUCCACCAAUCUCGACUUUGUGACCAUACGCAGCUUAACUUUGAAGGGAUUGGAACAGGUCUCAAAUAAUUCACUACUUUCUAAUAUUCCUAUGCAGUCAAUCUUCCAAAUCAAAGUCGGGGAAGGAGAAGCCCGGCCUGCAUCAAGACUUAAUUUCAACACCACACUUUGUACUACUUCCAUACUUUUUGCAGCUUUUCCUCUGAACCAUUCUAUACGUCCAACUAAACGCACUAUAUUUCCCUUCAUCUCUGUUGCAGCACUCUUAAUGUCGAAUGAGCUAUAACACAUAUUACGCUUCAUCGUGCUCAAUCAAAACUCGCCAGCUGCACUUAUUACUCACGAACUACCUCCAACAAUCGUCGUAUAUACGCACUAUCAUCGGGUAUUCCCCAGUCAAGCGGCUCCAAGGCACGAUACCGAUCGUCAUUUCAGCUUCAGCCUUUUAGCCAGUGCUGGAUGGGGCGUUGGUUGGUGGCGAGGUGAUUGGUUGUGAGCUCGAGUUGGCGUGAA
Hyaloscypha bicolor E is the source of this 892-nucleotide messenger RNA. RefSeq lists its product as uncharacterized. The record is from RefSeq and is a predicted model, not a curated record. The transcript has a single exon. NCBI's taxonomy places the organism in Eukaryota, Fungi, Ascomycota, Leotiomycetes, Helotiales, Hyaloscyphaceae. The coding region runs from base 216 to 665 and encodes 149 amino acids.